This is a messenger RNA of Gigantopelta aegis, 1369 nucleotides long. RefSeq lists its product as uncharacterized. The coding region runs from base 1 to 906 and encodes 301 amino acids. The record is from RefSeq and is a predicted model, not a curated record. The transcript has 4 exons. Lineage: Eukaryota; Metazoa; Mollusca; Gastropoda; Neomphalida; Peltospiridae.
AUGAUCAUAAAAUAUGGAGAGAAAAAACCUUAUGAAUGUUUCAGACGAUUUAGGAAAAUUCCAAGAACAAUAUUAGCAGAUACGUCAGAAGAAGGAGAAUUAAAGAAGGAAACUACUAACACAGAAGAGAUAAUAUUUACUGUUUUGGAGAAGCUUCUCCGCGCCAAGAACACACAAACGAGAGAUUUACAGUCAUCAGGCUCACGCGCGCACAUGUUACGUCCCAUCAUAAAAGUUGGUAACUUCGGCGAAUUCCGCCAGCAUGCUUCCACGCUAACGGCAGAGCCAGAGUUGACGGAGCUCGACACAGCGAUCUGUGAAACCCCGAUCAACCGGCCACCUGCACCACGAUCUUCGUUAGCGCUUCCGGACUUGUCGCCGAUUUUACAGGCGACAACCGUUGAGGCGCAGGCCCGGAAGGGGGCGGUUGCAAAGCGGAAGGCGACCACUCCCCCGAGUGGCAACAGAGACAGGCCAAGCCGACCGCAACAACAACCGCCGAAGCCGACCGAUGAUACAGCUGAAACUUGGUCACUGCAGGCCGGCCGGUUACAACAGCGCUACCACCAGCUGAUCAAAACAAAGGUCGAGGACGUCAGGCAGCUCAUCAGCCCGCCUAAACAUCACGCAUACCACCCGUUACCAGCAAGUCGUGAUGAAGGUGACUAUGCUUUCCAACGUCUCAGGGUGCAGGAGGGCCACUUCGCAGUUUGCGUGACCAUCAGGCGGUCCGGAGUUUACAACCAAGCGCUGCUGCUCCCAGAGAUGGACAACCCAACAAUACAUCGGAUCUUAAAGACCAUCUUGGGGACAGAGUACCGGUCCAUCACUCGAGUCCUAGCAGCCUCCGAGUACCGCCAAUACCUCCCGCGCCUUGACACCAAGGAUUUCAUUGGUACGCCUUAGACAACCUCCAACCUCCUACCAACCUCCUUUGCCUCCGAUAAAACGAACAAAAGGCAAACAAAACACAGAUGAUGAUGAUGGAGAUUAUGUCAACAGAGAUUUUAACCCAAAUAACGUUGCUGCCAAUGUUAACUCAAAUCACGAUGUUAACCGUUAUACUACUGAAGACAAUGUUGACAACACUUACGAACGUCUGCAACACAACACUGUACAAUAUGUUAACACGUCAUCGAUUGUUGAUGGAGACCACGUGUACCUCCAUGUCAACAGACCAACACAAACAAUGCUUGAGAAUUACCAGACGUCAGAUCACGAUUAUUAUAAUGUUGUGAAAAAAAGACAGAAUCGAACAAUUAUGAUACGCCGGGUGAAAGAGUGUUUGUUGAAUCUGAUUAUAUUUGUCUUUGUUGUUGGCAAUAACUCGUGAGCCCGCUCAAUGAUGUUAUGGGUUCUCAAAAAUGGA